GCAUCGAUAUCGGCGCUGUGAGGCUCCCGUGAGACUCCUCGCGCGCUGCCCCAGUCUCGCUGCGUUGCCACCUCGCGCGCGCCGGCCGAAACCCCUCAAAAACACGCGCCAGCCCGCGCUGCACACGGCGCUGCAAGGGAGCCCCAUGCUGCGGAGCAUGGACGCUAGGCGAAACAGCUGUAGCUACAGCGACGACGACUUCGAGAAGGACGAGGAUGAUUCGGGGUGGACUCGUAUUAGUAUCAAGGACAUCGACAUGGGUAGGGAAAUAGGGGGCGGCGGCGUCGCGUUGGUCUACGAGGGCUACUUUCGCAACGAACCGGUCGCCCUCAAGACGCUCUUCGAUCCGAAGGUCGACGCCGCUCUCCAGAAGGAGUAUCUGGACGAGCUGCUGGUGAUGGCGUCGCUGAAACACAAAAAUGUCGUCCGUUUUAUCGGGGGCUGCGUGGACCCCCCAGAUCUGUUCUUCGUCAUGGAGCGCUGCGAGUGCUCGCUGCAUCGCGUCAUCCACGGGUCCAAGUCCGAGAAUGUGGCACCGGAGAAGCUGUCGUUGGCAGACAAGUUGACUGCGUGUCGCGACGUCGCCGAAGGCAUGGCGUACUUGCACAGUAAACAUCUCAUCCACCGGGACUUAAAAACGGCGAAUGUACUAAGGUGUUCCGGUACGUAUAAACUGUGCGAUUUCGGUUUAGUUAGAUGCUCAAAUGUGGGAGCAGGAACGCCGUCCUAUAUGGCUCCCGAAUUGUUGUUGGGGCAAGCGUUCAAUCGAAAAGUUGAUGUGUAUGCCUUUGGGGUGUUGCUGGGUGAAGUUAUGACGGGUGAGGUGCCCUUCCUGGGCUAUGACUACGCUGACUUAAAAAGGAAGGUGCCUCGCGGCGAGCGGCCGUCUUUGCCGAGGUACGACUGCCCCGAGUCAAUAAAACGGCUGGUCGAGGACUGCUGGCACACUUCGGACAAGAACCGCCCUGAUUUCGACGACGUCGUCUAUGACCUCGAUCGGGUCGAGGCGCCGACGACGUCCCAUACGGACGUCCUGUCCUCCCUAGAGUUCGGGGGCGGCGACUGCCUGGACAUGCUCAUGACGCAUAAAUAAGUUUUAUUUAUUUC
Molecule: messenger RNA, 1107 nt
Organism: Pelagomonas calceolata
Lineage: Eukaryota; Pelagophyceae; Pelagomonadales; Pelagomonadaceae
Source: the annotation of a GenBank genome assembly